Molecule: messenger RNA, 1563 nt
Organism: Dendronephthya gigantea
Lineage: Eukaryota; Metazoa; Cnidaria; Anthozoa; Malacalcyonacea; Nephtheidae
Product: CUB and sushi domain-containing protein 3-like
Exons: 4
Coding region: 1-1563 (520 amino acids)
Source: RefSeq, a predicted model, not a curated record
AUGCCAACAUGGAUAAGAAUGCGUUCAACAAGGGUAGACAUUAAGGGCAUAUUAGUAACAUCUACCGCGGAUGUGGCUGUAUCUUGUUUAAGCCAGGCACGAUUUACUUCUGACAGUUAUCUUGCAUUGCCUACGACAAAAUUGGGUCGCAAGUACGUGGUUGCUUCCUAUGCAAAAACAAAUUUGGGGAUAAUUUCAACUGAAGACAACACAGUUGUCAGUAUCAAACUCAAUGCAGACGGGGUUCUUCGAUACGGUCGAAAGUUAUACAGGAAAGGAAAAAAUAUAAUGUUGAGAUUGAAUAGGUUGGGAACAUUUCACAUUGAUCAUAAUGCAGAUCUUUCUGGGACAAUUAUUGAAGCAAAUAAGGCUAUAGCGGUUCUAUCCGGUGAUAAAUGUGCUAAAGUUAACACUCGGUAUUGCGAUCAUCUCAUCGAAUUCCUUCUUCCCGUACAGAACUGGGGCACAGAAUUUGUAGUUGCGACAACAGGGCGGAUGAACAAGAAUGCUGGAGACAUUUAUCGUGUGUUCGCUUAUGAAAACGAUACUCGUGUUCGCAAUAAAGAUGGAUAUCGUCUGCUACAAUCGGGGCAGUUUACUGAAUAUGAUUUAGGCGAUAAGUUGGCCGCAUUCUUCGAGUGUGGUAAGCCUUGCCAAGUUGUCCAAUAUAUCAAGGGAUAUUUAAGAACGCGAGGUACAGAAGUUGAUUCAUCAUUGCUUAUCGUGCCGUCUAUCGAUCAUUUCCUCGAUACGUAUAAUGUAUAUUUGUCUUGGACGAAAGAGAACGGGUUCCAACAUUCUGUGACUCUCCUCACUAAAUCCUCCGAGAAAGAGGGCCUCUUAGUGAAUGGAGGAAACACGACUUCACUCCAGUGGCAAAACAUUGAAGGAACUAAACUUUCGUGGACAAUUCUUCAAAUUUCAAGCAAGUGCACAAUUUCCCACAGAUCGCGUGAUGCGUUAUUUGGCGCCUUGGUAUUUGGGGAAGCUGCAUAUCAUUCUCAUGGUUACCCAGCUGGAUUAAAUACUCUCAUAACGAGAGCUGUCACAGCCACUUGGUCGCGAUGGUCUGAAUGGUCCGAAUGCACUGUUUCGUGUAAUACGGGAACCCAAGUGCGAACAAGGACAUGUACGGGAACAAACUUAAUACAGAAUGACAACCGGCGAUGUCCUGGCGCGGCUUCAGAAAGUCGAGAGUGUGCAACAUGGAAAUGUCGAAGCAUUUGUAGAAAAAUUUCAUUCAUUGAAAAUGGCCAUGUAAAAGAAGAAGGUGAUGAAGUAAGUUUUGUUUGCAAUGAGGGCUAUGUGUUGGUUGGAGAGAAAGUUUUAAGAUGCACAGGGAAUGGAAGAUGGAGUGGCUUAGAACCACAGUGCAAAGCGAUUUGCAGGAGCAUUCUAUCAAUUGAAAGCGGUCAGGUAAUCGGAAAUGGAAACGUGGAAGGGGAUCAAGUGAGAUUUGUUUGUGAUCGGAACUACGUUCUAGUGGGUGAAGAAUUUUUAAGAUGUACAAACACUGGAAACUGGAGUGCUUCAAAACCAAUUUGUAAAGGUGAACUAGGCUAA